This is a messenger RNA of Cajanus cajan (pigeon pea), 1744 nucleotides long. It is a transcript of the gene FIO1, whose product is annotated as methyltransferase. Gene Ontology annotation, biological process: rRNA base methylation. Gene Ontology annotation, molecular function: 23S rRNA (adenine(1618)-N(6))-methyltransferase activity. The record is from RefSeq and is a predicted model, not a curated record. Gene Ontology annotation, cellular component: nucleus. Lineage: Eukaryota; Viridiplantae; Streptophyta; Magnoliopsida; Fabales; Fabaceae.
UUCUUGUCUUUUUGAACAAUAAAGCAUAAUUACAUAUAAUAGUUUCUUCUCUGAAAAAGGUUUGAUUUUGAGAAAUGGGUGGGAACAAGAAGAGGAAGAGAAAGGAAGAAGAAGGAAGCAGCGUGUAUUCGGAAACCCCACCGGACUUUGCUCUUUUGGCUUCCCUCUACCCUUCCUUCCACCCUUUCGUUCAAUUCUCACGUCGCGCCACCAUCGAUUGGACCGACUUCAACGCCACUCGCGAACUCACGCGCGUGUUGCUCCAUCACCGCCACGCCCUCAAUUGGUGGAUUCCUGUUGGUCAACUGUGUCCCACUGUACCCAACAGGUGCAAUUACAUUCGUUGGCUUCAACAUCUUCUCUCCUCCAACCUUAUUCCCAACUACGUUUCAAGUGAUGGGAAGGUUAGGGGAUUUGACAUUGGGACUGGAGCUAGUUGCAUUUACCCCCUUCUUGGUGCUUCUCUUCAUGGAUGGGCUUUUGUAGGAUCAGAUGUGACUGAUGUUGCAAUUGAGUGGGCAGAGAGAAAUGUUAAUAGUAAUCCACAUAUUUCUGAACUGAUUGAAAUCAGAAAAGUUCAAGGCAAUGCAAAUGCUCCUGGUGUGGAAGUUGAGGAGUCCGUGAAUGGGGAUGAGAUAACCCUGUGCAAGAGUACUGAUACUGAGGUAGAUUCUUUGCCUCAUGGUUUUCCUGACAGCGAGAAUAAGAAUUAUUAUGGGCCUCCCAUACUUGUUGGUGUAGUCAGGGAUGACGAGAAGUUUGAUUUCUGCAUGUGCAAUCCGCCAUUUUUUGAAAGCUUGAAGGAAGCUGGACUCAAUCCCAAAACUUCUUGUGGUGGGACCUCAAAGGAAAUGGUUUGCCCUGGUGGUGAAAAGGCCUUCAUUACACGUAUCAUUGAAGAUAGCGUUCAACUGAAGCAUCAGUUUCGGUGGUUUACUUCAAUGUUAGGUAAAAAAUCGAAUCUCAAGUACCUUAUAUCGAAACUUUGGGAGGUUGGAGUUGCCAUAGUCAAGACAACUGAAUUUGCCCAAGGCAGGACAUAUCGUUGGGGGCUUGCUUGGUCUUUCUUGACUCCCAUGCAGAAGUCAUCAAUUUCUUUACCCGACAAGAAAAACAUGUCCUUCACACUUGAGGGUCUUCAACGCCAACAUGGUGCCUUUAAUGUGUUGGAAGCUGUCAAAUUUUACUUUUCUUCGCAUGGCCUAUCCUGUAAAUUAAAUACCUCCUCUUUCACAGUGGAUGUUGCAGCAUCAAAAGAUGAAUGUGAUUCGAUCUUGAGGAAUGAAUUACCCAUUAUCAAUAAAUCCAUGGAUUUCCAACCUAUAAGAGAGACAUCUAAUGGAACGAGUUUGAAUUCUUCUCUUGAGAGAUUAUGCUUUCGUAUAUCGGUUUUUCAGCAAAUCCCUGGGACACUGUUGGUGAAAGGUUCAUUACAAGACAGGAAUAGCCCAUUAUCAGGAACAUUCUCAGUGAUUUUCCAAAAAGUGGAGGAAGCUUUGCGGAAUAAAUUUUGUACGAAAUCUGUUUAGGGUUUUGAUUAUUCGAUUUAUUGUUUGGGACGGUGACUGUAUAUGAUAUGGAAUGUUGAGAAGUACGCUAGUGUUAUUAAUUUGUGGACUGAUGGUUUAUACAAAGCAGGUAGUGAUUAUUAGGGAUAUAGAUUGUAAUCGGUACUUGACCUAUAUUAAGGCUCUCACAGUGAUUUUGUAAACACACUUUUCUAAUUCAAUUCAAUAGUAUAUUG